Molecule: messenger RNA, 709 nt
Organism: Durio zibethinus
Lineage: Eukaryota; Viridiplantae; Streptophyta; Magnoliopsida; Malvales; Malvaceae
Source: RefSeq, a predicted model, not a curated record
CGGUUUUCCUUAGUUGGACCAACCUGAUUUCGUUAAGGCCUAUAAAAUAGGCGCAGGGUAAUGAAAAUUAACUUCAGAAUCACGCCCGCAAUUUCUUACCUUACGAACUGAUCAACAAAUUUCUCGUUCCCCCCUUUCUUCUGAAUACCCUUCAUCUCCUCCACCAAGCAAUCCUCUGCUGAGAACUGAACACCGUUUCAAUUUUUGUCAAUAGAAAAAGCAAAGAAAAGAAAUGGAAGGAAACAACAACUCGUACGGUACAUCAUGGGCAGACCAAUGGGACUACAACGACGCACCCCCUGCAGCCAGCACUGUGAAUAAGAAGAAGAGCAGCAACGGUGGCACAAGCGCAAAGUACAAGCAGAAGUUAGGAGAAGGGCUUGGAAAGACAAAAGCGGUGGCUUCAACUGGGGUGAAGAAGGUCAAAGAAGGAACCUCUUUGGGAAUUCAAUGGAUCAAAGACAAGUAUCAGAAAACUACCCAGAAGCACUAGGAUUCUCUUCUCUACCACCGGACAUAAAUAGAUCAUAUACCAUGUUGAAGCUUUGUUUAUUAUCUUUUGUUGUUUGUAUUCUUCAUCUUACUCACCAUCAUGACUCAUUCCUUUAUUGCUUUGUUUUAAUGUAAAAAAAUAUAAAGGCCGCAGGGUUUGUUGUAUUUGAGAUCUGUAUGGUAUAUUAUGACUAGGAUUUUCUGAAACUUUAAUAUC